AUGACGGCCGAGGACGCGAGCGAUGCGCCGCGGGCCGCGGCGAACGGCGAGGCCGCCAAAAACAAUAAGACAGGACCCGGCUCGCCCGUCGCGCGCCGCGGCGGCCCCCGCGCCCCCCGGGGCCCCGUGGCCGAGCCCUCGGCGAAGCCGAGAGGAAGAGGCCGCGGCAGCGCCGCCUCCCGCAAGCACGGCCACGAAACCGUCGACGGCCGGCCGCGCGCGCCUUUGCCCGGCACGUCCAAGCGGCGCACGGCGGGUAAUGGAGGCGCGCGCCAUUCUGGAGAGGUCGUCUACGUCUGCCAGUCCUACGGCUUCAUCCGGAAAGAUGGAGAUUCAUCAUCAGAGGACAUAUUUAUGCAUCUCGUUGAUGUGGAUUUUGAGCCGAAGCUCAGGGAUCGGGUCUCCUUCGAGCUGGCCACGUUCCGCGACCGGCCCAAGGCCGUCGAGGUGACGCUCGAAUCGAGCAGGGGCCCGGACGACCGUUCUGUGAGAUUGCAGAACGUACGCCGAGUUCGCCUCGCCCGCGGUCGCCGCCGCGGCGCUCGAGCAGUGCCGCGGCAAAAAAAUCGGCGACUCGAGCUGCAAGUUCGACGUCUGCCAGAAGCUGCCGAACUUCCACGACAAAAAGCCGCAGCGGCGCGAGCGGCGGCCGCCGCGCGCGGCGGCGCCGGCGCCCGCCGAGGCCUCGGCCGCGUCCGAGUCGAAGCGCGACGCAUGACGCGCCACCACCCCCCUCCCUAUCCCCUGUCCCCCAAAUCAAACAACAACGCACGAGACGAACGAGAUCCGCAGGGCCGCGGCCUCGCGCCGCCGCCGCACCACACUUGCUGCCGCCGAGCACGCGCCGCGCCGCCCGCGCCCGCCGGUAACCAACAUAGAUUUAUCGCCUCCACGCCAUCGCCGGUUCGAAACAACACCCACCACCGUACCCGUGA
Messenger RNA from Pelagomonas calceolata, 935 nucleotides. NCBI's taxonomy places the organism in Eukaryota, Pelagophyceae, Pelagomonadales, Pelagomonadaceae. The record is from the annotation of a GenBank genome assembly.